CUUGACAAGUUGACGUACGAAGUCCGAAAAGGAGAGGAAGUGGGUGUUAGUGUGUUAUUAUUGUCAAACAGUGGAAAGUCGCUCGUACAUUGGGGGUGCAUGAUCUCAUAAAAAAGGAUUUGAAUCGUUUGAAUGGUUGUGCCAUGCCGGCAGCAGCUAAAUUAAGGAAAUAUGAAGAACAUAACGUACGCAGUUUGAGAAACAAGAUGUUGAAAUCUGCAUGUGGAUAGACAGUACAGUAUUGUAACAUUUCGCAUACAUGAACAAGUUGUCAGUAUAGCUUUGUUGCAGGAUAUGUUGUAAUGUUGAAUUGCAGUGUAUACGGACUCCCACUGACAGUGAAGUCAAGAAAUAUCAGUCUAGGGCUGUAAUUAUACUAAGCGUGCGAAUACUGUGAAGAAGUCCAGAUUACAAUGUCACCAAGACCUGGUAUGCCUCCAGGCACGAGUACUGACGCACCACCAUCACCACCUCCCAGUGAACCGCCGUCACCGAGACAGAUGAAAUGUGCUGAAGGGUUGCCAGAGCCUCCUGGUCUAAAUGAAGUUGAGAUAAUUCUCAGACCUAAUCGUACCUUAAUGGGAAGGAAUUGCACAGUCGUUAAAUCAUUAAAAUUGAGAGCUACACGUUACCUUCGAACGACGAUUAAUGCUUCAAUUGAUCACUUGAAGGAGUACUUGCAGUAUUGUUUGUCACAUGACCUGCAAUGUGAUAUUAAAGUGGCAGACAUGUCUAUUUAUGUACAACCAGCACCUCAUGGCCCAAUGAUUGAAGUUAAGGGAACCCAGACAAUCCGUUGUGUCCGGUACAAGUACUGGAGGUUUAGCUUAUCACCUAUUACACUUUAUUAUUGCUGCAAGAAAGGCUGAUUUCACAGUAUUUACCUACAUUUUUCAGGCAUGAAUGUACGCUAAUGAAAAAAGGACUCUGAAAUGGAUAUUGAGACAACCCAUAAUUUAUUUAUAAAAUGAUGAACAAUAAAAGUGUUAGUAUAAUGCUUAUGAAAACUAUAAUUUUGAGAGAUUUCACGUGUGAAAAAGAUUUGAGCAUAUGUGAGACAACUUGGGAGCACACAGAAUUUGGCUGUGCAUUAGAGAUUGUCAGUAGUGAUAAACU
Schistocerca serialis cubense is the source of this 1116-nucleotide messenger RNA. RefSeq names its product E3 ubiquitin-protein ligase RING1-like. The coding region runs from base 414 to 869 and encodes 151 amino acids. The record is from RefSeq and is a predicted model, not a curated record. NCBI's taxonomy places the organism in Eukaryota, Metazoa, Arthropoda, Insecta, Orthoptera, Acrididae. The transcript is spliced from 3 exons.